This is a messenger RNA of Mercurialis annua (annual mercury), 1722 nucleotides long. RefSeq lists its product as uncharacterized. Gene Ontology annotation, biological process: transmembrane transport. The transcript is spliced from 14 exons. NCBI's taxonomy places the organism in Eukaryota, Viridiplantae, Streptophyta, Magnoliopsida, Malpighiales, Euphorbiaceae. The record is from RefSeq and is a predicted model, not a curated record. Gene Ontology annotation, molecular function: transmembrane transporter activity. Bases 178 to 1500 code for a protein of 440 amino acids.
UUAACAAAUUCAUAUCCCUCAUUCUCUCCUUUAUUAUCAAUAUAUAAAGGGAAAAAGCAAAAUACAUAAGCAUACAACUUUGCCUCUUUAAAUAAAGAAAUGUAUCAUCAUUUCUUUCUAACUACCAUUCUAACAAAUUAAAGCCAAGUGCCUUGUUUUUCUUUUGGAGAAAAGGUGAUGGAGAAGCUAACGGAAUUGAGCCACCUCUUUGUCACCGUCUUCCUCGCUGCACUGGCCGGUAUGAUGGUGCUUCCGGCGAUGGCCGACGUCACCAUGUUCGCUCUUUGCCCCGGUCGCGACCAGUGCUCCCUCGCCAUUUACAUUUCUGGAAUUCAGCAAGCUAUCAUUGGGGUUGGAUCGGUUGUGAUUACUCCUCUAAUAGGGAAUCUAUCUGAUCAAUAUGGCAGGAAAACUAUGCUCACUAUCCCUUUGACUAUCAACAUCAUUCCAUUAGCUAUACUGGCAUACAGCAGGGAAACCAUUUUCUUUUAUGCCUACUUUGUGACAAGGACUGUCACUGCUAUGGUUUCUGAUAACUCCAUCAAUUGCCUUGCUCUUGCUUAUGUGGCAGAUAAAGUUUCAGAAGCUCGAAGAACAGCAGCAUUUGGAAUUCUAAUGGGCACUUUCCUAACAGCCUUUGUCUGUGGAACUUUGGCCUCCAGAUUGCUCCCUCUUACUUUAAGUUUUCAGAUUGCGACAUUUAUUUCAAUGCUGGCUGUUGUAUACGCGAGAAUUUUCCUGAAGGAAGCACUGGAAGUUGAUGACUUAUCCCAGCCAAUCCUGAAGACUAGACUCGAUGCCAUUCAACAAGACGGUAACUUAUCUAAGAAGGCUCCAGCAUUCAAGAAGAUAUUAACAAUCGGGGAUGUCAUUUCCUUGCUCAAGAGCAGUGCAACAUUUUCGCAAGUAGCAGUUGUCGCAUUCUUUCACAGUCUUGCUGGGGGAGGACAACAAGAAGCUUCCAUGUACUACUGGAAGGCACGUUUCCACUUCACCAAAAACCAGUAUGCUGAUCAAAUGCUUCUUGCUGGUAUUGCAGGAAUGAUAUCACAGCUGAUUUUCAUGCCUUUGUUGGCACCUGUUGUAUCAGAGGAAAAACUACUUUCCAUAGGACUCUUUAUGGGUUUUAUAUCUAUGUCGCUCUAUAGUAUCGCGUGGGCUAUAUGGGUUCCAUUUGCCACUACAGCAUUAGUUGCUUUUGUUGUUUUCGUGCCUGCAUCUUUAAGGAGCAUUGUGUCCAAACAAGUUGGCCCUGAUGAACAGGGGAAGGCUCAAGGGUGCAUUUCAAGCAUAAAUUCUGUCGCUGCUAUCAUUUCCCCUUUGAUUUUUAGUCCUUUGACAGCCCUAUUCUUAUCUGAAGAAGCACCAUUUCAUUUCCUUGGUUUCAGUAUGUUCUGUGCUGGACUCGCAAUGCUGAUUGCAUUUUUUCAAAGUAUAAUGAUAAAGGUUCCUAGUCCUAUUUCAACUCACAAAUAUAGCAGUGACAGCACGGAAGCUUAGUUCAGAUGACUCGAGUUCUCUCAUUUGAAGGAGGACCGGUUUUCUAGUCUUCACUUGUAUCUCCAUACCUGUGAUGAUGGAGUACAAUGUAUGCCCAAUGGAAAAAAAAACCUGUGAUAAGAUAUGAAAAAAAGUUAUGUAUCCAUAACUAGCAUUUGUAUACUACAUUCUGGGCAAGAAAGUUAGUUUAUGAUAAUACAAAAAAAGUACAUUGAGAUUCAA